Messenger RNA from Nematostella vectensis (starlet sea anemone), 1169 nucleotides. Its product is annotated as ras-related protein Rab-13. Lineage: Eukaryota; Metazoa; Cnidaria; Anthozoa; Actiniaria; Edwardsiidae. Bases 282 to 905 code for a protein of 207 amino acids. Gene Ontology annotation, molecular function: GTPase activity; GTP binding. The transcript has 6 exons. The record is from RefSeq and is a predicted model, not a curated record.
GCCCGCAUCUAAGGGGCCCAUUUGGGUGCCCCUAAACUCACCUUCUCUUGACGAAAAUUAAAAAAACGUAUCAUCCUCUUGUCGCAGCAGCCGCUGUGUAGAUAGAGCGUUUCAGAGAAGUGAAAUACUCGAAGUAGCGGCUAUACUGCCAAUGGAGUGUUUGAGCUCAUCGCGUGACAACUCUGGUAACACAACACUUGCCUUAGUACUGUAUUGUUAAAUUUCACGCGUGAGGUAUUCUAGUACUGGGACUAACACAGUACCUUAGUCCCUCACAAGCCAUGGCGGAACCCAUAAGGAACUAUGACUUCAUGUUCAAGAUCCUUCUCAUCGGAGACACGAAUACUGGCAAGACGAAGAUACUCUGCAAAUAUGCAGGAGAAGACAAGAUUAACGGGAACCCAUCGGGAAAACAAACAAUCGGUAUAGACUUCAUGCUCAAAACAAUUACCAUAAAGGACAAGCGGAUAAAGCUUCAGAUUUGGGAUACCGCAGGUCAAGAGCGUUUUCGCACCAUCACGACAGCCUACUACCGUGGUGCCAUGGGAAUUUUAUUAGUUUACGACAUCACUCAAGCGAAGACAUUCAAUAGCUUACCAUCUUGGCUUUCAAGCAUUAGAGAGUACGCGCCGGCAAACGUCGUUAUCUCACUUGUUGGUAACAAGUGCCAUAAGCAAAGCAAGCGGGAGGUCCCAGUGGAGCUAGGAGAACAGUUCGCAGCUGAGCACGAGAUGAGGUUUAGAGAGGUCAGCUGUGAAAUGGAUAUCAACGUGGAAGAAGUAUUCCAAAUACUGGCGGAGGACAUACUUUCACAAAGGGAGCCCACGGAAAAACAGCUCAUGCAACAGACAGUUAUCACACCGACCAAUGAGAACGCACGGCUUGACAAGAAGGGAUGUUGCUGACAUGGGCUACACGGAUCCCGUGGAUUCCAUUCUCGAGGAUCCGUUACCUUUGGCGAACCGUCUUGAAGAACAGGGCCUCGGGGGGCACAGCCACGCCCCUACGUGUCAUUUCCUUAUAAUUUUUGAAAACAUUGGGGGCACUGGGGGUACAUGCCCCCAGUGCCCCACCCCCUUCUACGGCCCAGAAUAAUUGGACGCUGGCAUUCUAAAUUCGUUGGGGACCUAUCUCUGAAAAUAAAGUCGAGUAAUGGCUAAACAGACCGU